UUUACAGUCCAGCCUGCGACAUUUCCUCUGUUUUCUCAUUGAGUUUGGCGCGUCGCAGCAAGGCAGGAAGAUGGUUUCUCAGGGCAUUCAGAUCACCGGCAUAGUCAUAGCCACGAUCGGCUGGCUGCUGGACAUCGUGGUGUGCGGGCUGCCCAUGUGGAGGGUGUCCGCCUUCGUGGGCGCCAACAUCAUCACGGCUCAGACCAUCUGGGAGGGCUUGUGGAUGAGCUGCGUGGUGCAGAGCACAGGCCAGAUGCAGUGCAAGGUCUACGACUCCAUGCUGGCGCUGGAGCAGGACCUGCAGGCGGCCCGCGCCAUGAUCAUCGUCUCCGUCUUGUUGGGCAUUUUGGGGGUGUUCACGGCCAUCGCUGGAGGAAAGUGCACCAACUGCAUUGAGGACGAGCGAUCCAAGUCGAAGGUCUGCAUCGUUUCUGGAGUUAUGUUCAUCCUCGCCGGACUCCUGUGCCUCAUUCCCGUCUCCUGGUCCGCCAACUCCGUCAUCAACAGGUUCUACAACUUGAUGUUGACUGGAACGCCUCGAUACGAGUUGGGAGCGUCGUUGUACAUCGGCUGGGCAGCUUCUGCCUUGUUCCUGAUUGGAGGGGGGCUACUUUGCUGGAAUUGCCCCGCCGGUGAGGAAGACCUGAACUACGUUUCCAAACCCAGAUUCACCCCAGUGAAGACCGCUUCCACAUCCAGAGAAUACGUAUAAGGUUUCCCUCCUAACACGGACACGAAGGCUCAACACAGCUGACAUGUCGGCUCGUAUUGAUCUUACUGAUGGAUCCACGGAAAGUGUAAAUCCUGUACGAAUUCUCAGCUUUUGGUCGGUUUUAUGAGGAGGUUUGAUCGUGAGACCAAAGGUGUAAAUGAUAAAUAAAUGUGGUAAAUGUUAUUAUUUCCUGUAGUUUAGCUAAUUUAAACAGGCUUUCUGUCAUAAUGAUUACUUUGGAAACAAUCUGUUUAGGUAAUCCAAUAAAUGAAUAUUUAAUUCCUUUUGAACAUUGUAAGAGAUUGUAUUAAUUAUUAAAUGUCAUUGUGAUCAUUUAUAUUUUUAAAGAAAUUGACCCUAAUAACAGACACAUCUAUGUGUAAAUAAAUACGUAACGCUUUUUCUUUUACUUUUAAAUUCUUUUUGUUCUCCAUAUACUCAUGUAACUUUACUUGUUUUUGUGUUUGUAAUGUAAAUAAACUCUGUUAAAACUGGAUUAUUACGUUAUAGUUCCGUGGAAAAUGUAAAAAUUAAAUAAAAUAUUACGCAAGUACUCGAA
Molecule: messenger RNA, 1271 nt
Organism: Poecilia latipinna (sailfin molly)
Lineage: Eukaryota; Metazoa; Chordata; Actinopteri; Cyprinodontiformes; Poeciliidae
Product: claudin-4-like
Exons: 1
Coding region: 71-712 (213 amino acids)
Cellular component (GO): membrane; bicellular tight junction
Molecular function (GO): structural molecule activity
Source: RefSeq, a predicted model, not a curated record